Penicillium antarcticum is the source of this 1641-nucleotide messenger RNA. RefSeq names its product putative GABA permease (Uga4). Gene Ontology annotation, cellular component: membrane. Bases 1 to 1641 code for a protein of 546 amino acids. The record is from RefSeq and is a predicted model, not a curated record. Gene Ontology annotation, molecular function: transmembrane transporter activity. The transcript has 6 exons. Lineage: Eukaryota; Fungi; Ascomycota; Eurotiomycetes; Eurotiales; Aspergillaceae. Gene Ontology annotation, biological process: transmembrane transport.
AUGGACACCAAAGCUCCCGACCCCGAGUCGGUCGCGUCGACUGACGCGUCCAGCACGAAUCCCGCCGACGUGCAGCUGCUGGCCCGGAUGGGCUACAAGCAGGAACUCCGCCGACAUUAUUCCACUCCGCAGGUGUUCGCAGUUGCGUUUAGUAUCAUGGGCUUAGUGCCCUCGAUCGCAUCGACGCUCUCAUUUUCUCUACCUGCAGGUCCAGUCGGUAUGGUUUGGGGAUGGUUCACAGCGAGUUCAUUCAUUUUCUUGGUCGGGCUGGCAAUGGCCGAUCUUGCUUCUGCGAUGCCUACAGCUGGCGGUCUUUAUUUCUGGACUCAUUACUUUGCUGGGACUAAAUGGAAGAAUCCGCUUAGCUUUCUGAUCGGUUACAGCAACACACUAGGCCUAAUUGGAGGCAUGUGCUCCGUGGACUAUACACUCGCGCUCAUGAUCCUCUCAUGCGUAUCAAUCGCACGAGGGGACGGAUGGUCUGCCUCUCGCGGCGUCAUCUAUGCUGUCUAUAUCGGACUGAUUCUUCUUCACGGAAUCUGCGCGUCCCUAGGUGGCCGCAUAAUGCCGAAGAUCCAGACAUGUUGCAUCUACAUAAACAUUGCACUCGUCAUUGCGACAGUCAUCGCAUUGCCAGUUGGAAAGGUCACUCGCGGCGGAUCUCUCAACUCUGGUGAAUUCGUCUACCGCCACAUUGACAAUGAAACAACCUGGCCGACCGGAUGGGGAUUUAUGCUCGCAUGGCUAGCUCCAAUCUGGUCCAUUGCGUCCUUCGAUUCAUGCGUGCACAUGAGCGAGGAAGCUCUGCACGCUGCAAAAGCCGUACCACUGGGUAUAAUAUGCUCGGCCGGCUCCGCAUUCGUACUUGGAUUCCUAGUUCUCUCUAUCAUCGCAGCAUCAAUGAAUCCGGACGUGACUGCGACACUAACCACAGAUUUCGGUCAGCCAAUGGCUCAAAUCUAUUAUGAUGCGCUAGGCAAAGAUGGUGCUUUGGUUUUCAUGGCUAUCUUAUGCUUGACUCAAUUCCUCAUUGGGUUGAGCCUAAUUGUUGCAGCUUCUCGGCAGGCAUGGGCCUUUUCUCGCGACGGUGCACUCCCUUUCUCUGGUUUCUUCCGGCAUAUCAGUAACAGAAUCAAAUACCAGCCUGUCCGUAUCAUUUUCGGUUUAGUGGUUGCAUGUCUUGUGUUGGGUUUGCUAUGCUUGAUCAACUCCGCUGCCACCAAUGCGCUCUUCUCGCUAUUUAUUGCGAGUAAUUAUGUAUCAUGGGGCACGCCGAUUCUUUGUCGCCUGGUCUGGGGCCAAGAUCGCUUUCGUCCCGGUGAGUUCUAUACCGGUCGCUUCAGCAAACCGAUUGCCGGCGUGGCCGUUGUCUAUCUCCUGUUCGGUGUUGUGCUAUCUAUGUUCCCAGCUGAGGGUCCCAAUCCAUCUGCAUCGGACAUGAACUACACUAUCGUCAUCAAUGGCUUUGUCUGGGCUGGUUGUAUGAUAUACUACUUCCUCUUUGCCAGACAUUGGUACACCGGACCGCAGAUGACUGUCGAUGAGAAUGCUUCCACCAGUUCGGACAAUACUAUCGUUGCCCCGAUGGCUUCUGUGUCAGAAGGAAAUGUACCUCGCGAUGGCAGUCGUAAGGAGGAUUGA